Molecule: messenger RNA, 2570 nt
Organism: Nymphalis io (European peacock)
Lineage: Eukaryota; Metazoa; Arthropoda; Insecta; Lepidoptera; Nymphalidae
Gene: NGR-B3
Product: pituitary adenylate cyclase-activating polypeptide type I receptor-like
Exons: 10
Coding region: 161-2488 (775 amino acids)
Biological process (GO): adenylate cyclase-modulating G protein-coupled receptor signaling pathway; cell surface receptor signaling pathway
Cellular component (GO): plasma membrane
Molecular function (GO): G protein-coupled peptide receptor activity; peptide hormone binding
Source: RefSeq, a predicted model, not a curated record
UAUCCGUUAUCGACAAGAUCCCACAACUUCUUUGAUCCGUGCUGGGGAAGUGUUUAAGUUCGUAAGAAUCCCACAUAAUCUGGUCCCCUUUCCCAAGAACCUUUCAGAAAGUUUACACUGAGGGAAAAAAAUCAGCAGAGAUCAAGAAUGUGGACUGUAGAUGGGAUGGGUUAACAAAUGGUUGGUCAAUUGCUAUUUCAACGAUGGUCUUAACCCUGUGAAGUUCGACUCAAUAGUGUGGGAUCAAUAUGAACGCAACCCUCGUGUGGCUCCUAAAAACAUUCAACUUGCUUGUGAAAAACCCGACAUUUAUAUUUGCGAGGAACCUUUGGAUGUAAUACCAGUGGACAGCGGCAAAAGCUGCAACUUCCGGAGUGUUUGGUAUCAUGAACAGGUGUUCAAGUGGGUUGCAGGAUGGGGGUGCCUUCUCUAUACCCCAAACUUCCUUUACGUUGGAGGGAAAAAUCCCAUAAAUAUGAGUUCAAGAUGUGUAUAUGGUGAUAUGUUUGCGCCGUGCUUGGAAAUAGCUCGAGAUGAUGGCACAUGCGGUUGUUAUCCAUUUGAUCCUAAUUUAGAAGAAGUAGCUGUUGCAGUUCGCAAUGCAUUAGUAUCAUCAGCACAAGGACGAUGGGAAAAUUGUUAUUACGCAGCCAGCGAUUGUUGUAGUCAUUUUAUGAAUGAAAAUAUGUACGAAAGAGAUCAAUGUGGACCGACAUUCGACGGUUGGACUUGUUGGCUACCCGCGAAGAACGGCACCAUUGCCAACUCUGUGUGUCCAGAAUUCGCUUACUCCAACACAGGCCCAUCCUGCUAUCACUAUAGCAACAAGCCAUGCUACGCUAACGGCACCUGGGAACAGCAAACCGAUUACAGCACGUGCAGUGUGACGCCGCGCCUGCUGCGCCGAUACCGCUACCACAUCGCAAUGCUCGCGUUCUCCAUCGCAGCGUGCUUACCCGCGAUCUUCAUCUUCUUCAUCUACAAACGUCUUCGUGUCAUCCGAGUGGCCUUGCACAGGAACUUGCUUAUCGCUAUAGUUAUGAGAAAUAUUCUUGUAAUUGUCAGUAGAAGCGAGAUCUACAUAAAUGAAUUAAUCACCGUAGAUGAUACAGCGAUGUCGCUGCACGGCAUCGCCUGCAGAGUGUUAGCCCUAAUGGAGCGUAUCGCUGCCAAUGCUGUGUUUGUAUGUAUGUUGGUGGAAGGAAUAUACUUGCAUAGACUGAUUGUAGCGGUCUUCAGACAGAAACUGAAUAUUAUAUGGCUGUAUGGAAUAGGAGCAGUGGUUGCCGUUCUGCCGGUAGUGGCAUGGGCCAUAGUGAUGGGCCUACACAAUGACCAUUCCUGCUGGGUGGUGUACACUGUGGACCACAUUCAGUGGGCGCUAGACGGCCCACGCAUCUUUAUUCUUGUUCUCAACACGAUCUUGUUCAUCGAUGUUUUAAGGGUUUUGCUAACUAAGAUACGGAACACAGAAAAUGCUAACCAACUAAAUACCGUAAAGGCGACCUUGUUUCUGAUGCCAAUCUUCGGAACUCAGUUCAUUUUUACCGCCAUCAGACCAAAAACGACAAACUGUACAUUUGAGCAAGUUUAUUACUUUAUUGCUUAUACCAUAGAGGGCUUGCAGGGAUUCGUGGUAGCUAUACUCUACUGCUACCUGAAUAAAGAGGUCCACACACUUAUUAAGACAACUUACAAAAAAGCCAAAGAGACUGUGGUAUCUCGCAUCCAAGGAUCAAGCUAUCCUAGAUUCAGUAUCGAUCCCAACACUGAUCGAAGACUUACAUAUACAACGGGUCUCCAUUCACAGAAUACAGAUUACACGAAAAACCGAUACUCAACAAUCACACCGAAAUUACAUGUCGCUGAAAUAGUUUCGAUACAAGCAAGCGAAAGGUUAGCUGAAAUACUCGACCCAAUUUAUGAAACUAUAAACACUGGCAUGGUCAACGAAGGUUACGAUUAUUUAGAACGAUCCGACUGUGACUACGAUAAUAACACCGGGUAUAUGCCCAAUAGAAAUUCUAAAGUUGAAGACUACUAUGGUUUUACGAACGCUUCAAGUGUUUCAAUUGGAUGUCCUGAUUGGCUUAAAUGUACUUCGCCAAAUGGUAGUGUCUAUAGCAACUCAGUUACCACGAGCGAUGUAUCACAAUGUAAGAAUAAAACCGAUAAAAUGCGGACAAAUCAUGAAAUUAAUGUACUUAGAAAUGAAGAGUUGGAAGAAAAUUUUAAAUUACCGGAAGAAAAUCAUUACAAAGAUUCCAUUGAACCGCGUUCUUCUUAUGUCAGUAUAAAUGCAUUUAAACAUGAUAACAAACCAGUACCAGAAGAUAUGGAUAUAGAAUUGAAACACAGUAGUAAAACUAUGCUUGAUGAAAUAAUACAAUAUAUGGUAAGCAAUAGCAGUAAAGAUGUCAAACUGGAUCCUAAUCUUCUAUCGCCAAAUAGACCUGAAACGGAAAGAAUUAUAUUUUUAGACGAAUGAGAUAAUGUUUUAAAUGCUCAGUCAUAUAAUAUUCAAAUAUAUAUGUUUUGUAAUAAUAACGAUUCCAUUAAUAAAAUAUUUG